This is a messenger RNA of Pleurotus ostreatus (oyster mushroom), 1659 nucleotides long. RefSeq lists its product as uncharacterized. Gene Ontology annotation, biological process: DNA repair; DNA alkylation repair. Gene Ontology annotation, cellular component: nucleus. Gene Ontology annotation, molecular function: dioxygenase activity. Bases 1 to 1659 code for a protein of 552 amino acids. Lineage: Eukaryota; Fungi; Basidiomycota; Agaricomycetes; Agaricales; Pleurotaceae. The transcript has 4 exons. The record is from RefSeq and is a predicted model, not a curated record.
AUGGCAGACAGUCUCGCCGACACGGAUACUCUUAUCGCGCUCGUAUCAAGUAUCGUCAACGACCGCUUGCCUCAAGUUGAGAGUUCAUCUGUACUCGAGGCCAUCCUCCAUUGCGAUGGCGAUGUAGAGUUGGCCGCGAAUUAUCUCCUGCAGAAUGCCAGUAUAACGCACGUUGGACGUCCUAAAGGCAAGAAACGAGCACAUUCCGGGCUUGACGCGUGGCUUCAACGCGAUGCACCUUCUCCUAAACGAAAGCUAGUUUCACGCAAAGAACCUUCCCCCGAACCCACUGAUGUGUUAGUGACGCGUCAUUUGUCCCCAGCGCCCCCUCGGCAGCCACGCAGCGUGCCCAACCUUCUGUCGGUUCUCCAGCAGCCCAGUACUAGUAGCAGCCCAUCCAAGAAACCCCCGUCGUCGUCGCGGAAACCGAAACCCCCGAGCAGCGUACCGCGCCUACCGCCGCUGACACUGCCUUCCCCUGCCAUGGUCGCGCAGCACACCCCCUGCACGCUUCAUAUAUCGAUCCUGCCUCCUGAGCUCGCCUGUAAGCUUUUCUACACAAUGGUCGAUCUGGCGAGAGGAGGGUGGAAGCGCAAUAAGUGGUGGCUCUUUGAGCGUAUGGUGGAGAGUCCACAUCGGACGGCGUUCUUUGUGCGGAAAGAUCUUGGUUCGAACCAAGACGAUAAGGGGAAAGGGAGGGAAAGGGCUGAGUGGACCGAAGCUGCGCAGUACUGGUAUAAUGGCACACCUACUGACAUACCUCCUGCCUUUCCGCCAGAAAUGGAGGAAGCUUGUCACAUCAUUGAGCGCGCGGUGAACGCUGAAAUGCGGAAACGAACACGCUUCGAUAUGGAAUGGAGACCGCCGUCCGACACACCCGAACCUCUGUGGCAAGCCAACGUCGCUGCGUCGAACUGCUACGAAGGCGGAAAGGAAACUGUCGGAUGGCAUUCAGACCAGCUGACAUACCUCGGGCCCUAUCCAACCAUCGCUUCGUUAAGUUUGGGAACCCGGCGAACAUUCAGUCUGCGGGACGUCGUCCCAGCAGAAGAGCAAGAGAAACGUCAUGCGCGGACGUAUAAUAUCCCAUUGCCACAUAAUUCUUUGGUUAUCAUGCACGCUACGACGCAAGAGCGGUUCAAGCACUCGAUCCCGCCCCAAAGCGCCGUGGACAUCUACAAACCUAUACUCCCUAGGUCGGCGUUCAGCAUCUCAUCAGUGAAGUCUGAGGAAGACGACAAGAUCGAGCCAAGCAACAUCCGUAUCAACAUCACCUUCCGCUUCUACCGCCCCGAUUUCCGCCCGCAGAGCACACCGCGAUGUAAGUGUGGAAUCCCGAUGAUUUUGAGGCCUGAUAUGAAAAAUACGACGGUGGCGCGCGAGAAGAGUUCGCGGAAACCCGCUUCGUUAACCGGGACUCGCAAGGCGCGGUCUGGUGGUACUGGACGGGAAGUAGAUGGGCGGGGAGGUGGAAGUGAAGAAGAAGAUGGGGGAAUAAAUGGGGAUGGGGAUGAGGAACCGGAGAUGAAGUACUGGUGGACGUGCUACGCAUACGCGCAGAACGAAGGGAAGGGAUGCGGGCUUUGGAAGGUGAUGGACAUGCACGCUGAAGGACGAGGGUGGAAAGAAAGAAAGAAAGGACCUGAAAGCCUUGAAUGA